Schistocerca nitens (vagrant locust) is the source of this 3538-nucleotide messenger RNA. RefSeq names its product solute carrier family 22 member 7-like. NCBI's taxonomy places the organism in Eukaryota, Metazoa, Arthropoda, Insecta, Orthoptera, Acrididae. The transcript is spliced from 9 exons. The coding region runs from base 194 to 1837 and encodes 547 amino acids. The record is from RefSeq and is a predicted model, not a curated record. Gene Ontology annotation, cellular component: membrane. Gene Ontology annotation, biological process: transmembrane transport. Gene Ontology annotation, molecular function: transmembrane transporter activity.
GCCGAGAGGCGUCUCAAGCGACGUUGUAGCGUUCGCUGAGAGACCUCACGUUGAUCUAUUAGCUUCCGACAGCAAAAAAUGUAGCGAAGGGUUUCCUGCAUUUUAGGAGGAACCGCGCCGUUGCAACAGUAUCUGGAAGUUUUUAUCAACACAAGACGGUGUCACAAACAGCAGGUCAAAAGAGCCGAGUGAAAUGGCAGAGCUGGGCCCUUUGAGGAAGGACGAAGACGGAAAUGCCCCGGACAGAAAUGUCAUGGACAGUCUGCUGGAAGCGGUGGGCACGCGCGGCCGCUUCCAGCAGCGCUUCAACUGGACAUUCAACCUGCUGGUGAUGACGUUCGCCGCCAUGCCGUACGUCAACUUCGUCAUCGCGCUCACCGUGCCCGACCACUGGUGCCACGUGCCCGGCAGGGAGUCCACCAACUACACGCAGCAGCAGUGGAAGGCCUUGCACAUACCCAGGAAGGAAGACAACGCGUCUUUCGAGAAGUGCCUGAUGUUCAACUCGAGCAGCGACGAGCCCAUUCCUUGCCAGCACGGCUGGGACUACGACCGCACGUGGUUCUCGCGGACGGCGCCCUCGCAGGAGGACUGGGUGUGCGAGGACGAACUCAAGGUGGUCAACGUCUUCUCCUUUGGACAGCUGGGCGAAGUUGUUGGAACGCUCGCCUUCGCACAUAUCGGAGAUAUGUGGGGCCGGCGCACGGCGUUCUUCCUGUCGGCGCUGACGUCAUCGGCGACGCACUGCCUGAUGGUGGCCACGGCGCACUCGUACCCGCUCUUCGUGGCCGUCUCCACGCUAGCCAGCGCCACCAACGCAGCCUCCUUCCAGGCGCCGCUCACCUUCAGCAUGGAGGUGUGCGACGAGGAGACUAAGGGCCGCGUGAUGAUGAUGCAGUGCCUGGCGUGGACGCUGGGCAUGCUGGUCAUGCCCAUGGUGGCGUGGCUCUGCCGCGACUGGGUGCCCUUCAUGCUCGCCACCUCCAUACCACUCGGGCUCGCCGUCUUCCUGCACAGGCUGUUCCCGGAAUCGCCGCGCUGGCUGGCCAGCCGUGGCGACCACGAGCGCUGCCUGGAGUCGUUGCGGGAGAUCGCCCGCGUCAAUGGCACGGCGGUGCCGCCCGGGGCGCUCCAGCAGCUGCGCCACUCCAGCGUCGGCCGCGAGAAGUCUCUCGGCGUCGCCAGCCUCUUUUCCAGUUGGAGGCUCAUCCUCAACACGCUGCUCAUAUCCACCUGCAGGAUGGUGUUCGAGCUGGCAUACUACAGCCUGCUACUAAAUGUGACUAACUUGGAGGGUAACCCAUUCAUGAAUUUCGCAUGGCAGUCACUGGCAGAGUUCCCUGGAUAUGUAGCAGGUCGUUGGGUGGCUGACCACAUGGGUCGUCGCUGGUCACAGGUGGGCGUCUCAGUUAUUGCUGCCUUUGCCCUCUUCAUUGCUGCUGCAUUUGCUGCAGUGCCUGAACUGUCAUGGAUAUGCUCAGGUGUGACCAUGUUUGCACGAUUGUGCCUCAUAGUGCAGAGCUAUGUGAGCUAUCUGCAGGCCAUGGAGGCAUUCCCCACAUGUGUGCGACAGACGGGCACUGCUGUUGGCAAUGUAGCAGCAGGUGCCCUUGUCGUUGUUGGACCAUACAUAGUGUACCUGGGAAAGACAGACCCAUGGCUGCCAUUUGCGGUACUGGGUGCAGUGACACUGGCAGGGGCUCUACUGGCAUCCUUCAUCCCUGAGACACUGCAUGUACGUCAACCUGAGACACUGCAGGAAGCUCAAGUCUUUGGGUCUGACCAGCCAUACUUCAGCUGUAUAGGCAUGAAGCGCAGGUGCCACGCUUCUGGAUAAUCAUUAUCAACCGUGCAGUGGGCUCUCAAUGGAAUCUCACAACAUUUUUUCAUAUUUAUUCUUACCUCUCAUGAGCAAACUUGUUAUAGGACUAAAAAACUUACUGCUAGAAUGAGAGAAAAUAGCUAUUUCAGCAAAACCUAUAUCCCCCCAUCCUCACAAGGAAUAGAUCUAAAGAAAAGGAAGGAAGAUUUAGAGUUCAGUAUCUUGUUGACAAAGUAGAAAUGCAGCACAGUUACUGAACAACAAUGGAAAACAUGUUAAAAAUGUGCUACUGGUUAACACCAACAUCCUUAGGGCUAACAGGAUUGACAAGAGGAAACAAAUUCAAAUUUUUCUUUGAAAGUUAUACCUUGCUCAAUACAUACUAAGACCAAAUCUUCUGAAAAUCCAAUUUUUUGGAAACACUAUUCAACUCAAAAUGUUUGAGCAUGAGUUUAUUAUACUUGUUUGAUCACAUUUGGAUUUCUGCUUGUUAACAGCUAACCCAAUUGGGGCUUGCUCAGUUUUUUCAUUCCUGCCAUAAAAAAGUCUAACCACAUUUACUCUUAUGGCUUACAUCCUGUACAAACAUUUGUGAGCUGUCAAUAUUUUUCCCAAUUUUUAGCAGAAUCUAAUAUUUCCUGAAGCCUCACUGUAUCAUGAUGAGAAAGAUCUCUCUUGAUAGCUAUGUGCAUUCACAGACGCUUGGAACCUAUUGCUGUUGAGAUAUUAAAUUAUUUGUAUUUUUGCUGAUGCAUCUUAUAGUUUCUGAACAACACUAUGUGGGCUUUUAACAUGCAGCAACAGAUUACUCAUGAAUUAAUAAUCAAUUAAAUUAGAGGUGACCUCUAUCGAAAGUUUAGUUCGAACACCACAAUGCAUCAUUAUUAGGCAUAGCCUCCUCAUAUCUUCCAACAAACUUACCCAGUCAGUUGUAAUGGGGCCUACAGUUAAACAUGCACUACAAACUGCAGUACAAAUUGGCAUUUUCACAUCUACAUACCACUGCCAGAGGUGAAAGAAGCAGCAAGUGACAGAGCAAAUCCUAAGAUCUACUGAAGUUUAAAAACCAAACUUUUAGAUUUGUGAUCUGACACUUCACUACUUAGUUCCACUAAUAAAAAUAUGUGACAUAAGAAGUGCACCUACCUACUAGCUGGAAAUAAAAGAAGAAAAAGAAGAAGAAGAAGAAGAAGAGUACAGUUAGACAACUGACAGAUACAACAGGUUAACACAAACUUUUAUUUUCAGUUUAUGGAACUUUCUCAAAAAUUGUUCUGUGCAGAAAUACAGCAACCAAGAAAAAAUGUGUAGCAGUUGUAAGGGAAGAACACUCGGAAAACAGUGUGAAUGAAGGUUUGUAGAGCUAUAAUCCUAACUUAAAUCAGAGGUGGCUAACUGAUGGGGCAGCAAAUUGAAUGUGAACAGGAAUAGAAAUACAAAUAGGUGACACACAUUAGCAGUUGCCAAUUGGACCGAUGAAUUUAUUAUUGGGAAAACUCCUGGCACCAGCUGGAUGACUACUGCUCAUCCAGCCAGCACCAUGUAGAGGCAUAAGUUGUUUAUGUAUGGGUGUCCUCUAUCUCGAAAAAAGAUUACUCUGAAAGCCAACAAGUUUUCUUCCUUUUUACUGCGCACCUGUUGACAUUCAACACUUCUGCUUUUUGAUGAAUGGUCUCCUUUGCUUCGAGUACUCACAAUCUUAUAUGAUAUGGCAGA